GUAGGUUAUCACGCGCAUUUGCAUAGGCUAGGGCCUGUUCUAAUGUUAAUUACAAUCUAAAAGUCAUGAGAAGACAGGCACUUUGAAUGACUUCAUUCCAAAACAUAAAAGUGUGAAAGCCUAAAACUACCAACAGGUGUUAUUUGUUUGUUCAGACUUUAUGUCCAAUGGCAUUGGUGCAGAUAACAGGCUUUAAACUCAAGGACAGCUGAAGCAAAUGCUGAAGCAGAAACAGGCAUGGAGAAGCAGUGGCAAGGAGAUGGCACAACACUCAGUCUGGAAGAAAUUAUCAUUGGAAGGUGCUACAAUUACAUCAGAGUGGUGAACCCCAGUGUAGGUGAGAAGAACUGUUCUCAGAUCUGGGAGGCUUUCAGGGAUGCUUUUAUCUUCAAGAACCCUUGCAAGGUGUUUCCUAAGGACUAUGAGCCUUUUAUCAGACUAACUGUUCACGAUGUUCCAGUUAACAAGUCAUUAUUCUGGGAGAACAGUCAGCUGCUCGUGAACAGGUACGCCGACAGCACAAAAAGGAUGAUGCCUCUCGAUGGAACUCUGAUGGGCUGGUUGGCUAACGGGCUGGCCUGGUGUGGACAUCCUGGAGGCACAGGUAUGAAUUACAAGUCAUGCCCCACCACUGAUGAAUGUGAGCACAACCCAGUUGAAUCUUUCUGGAGGAUUGCAUCAGAAGAAUAUGCAAAACUGGCUGCAGGGGUAAUGCAUGUGAUGCUAAAUGGCUCUGUUUCAGACGGGGCGUAUCCUGUAAAUGGCUUUUUUGCAAAGUUUGAACUUACAAAUUUAAUAAGAGACAACAUUUUGAAUAUACAAAUCUGGGUUAUGGAUGAAAUUGAAGGUCCAGAUAACGAAUCUUGUGGGACAAAAACAAUAAAACUCCUGGAAACCACCUUACAGGAAGAUGGAUUUAAGUACACCUGUACUGAUAACUAUAAGCCUGUGCGGCUCUUACAGUGUGUGGAUUUCCCUGCUCACCACGACUGUCUCUGUGCUCAGUAAGAAUUAAAGCAAUUUGAAAUCUA
Messenger RNA from Polyodon spathula (Mississippi paddlefish), 1031 nucleotides. RefSeq names its product ADP-ribosyl cyclase/cyclic ADP-ribose hydrolase 2-like. Gene Ontology annotation, biological process: positive regulation of B cell proliferation. NCBI's taxonomy places the organism in Eukaryota, Metazoa, Chordata, Actinopteri, Acipenseriformes, Polyodontidae. Bases 238 to 1008 code for a protein of 256 amino acids. Gene Ontology annotation, cellular component: plasma membrane. The transcript is spliced from 9 exons. Gene Ontology annotation, molecular function: NAD+ nucleosidase activity; phosphorus-oxygen lyase activity. The record is from RefSeq and is a predicted model, not a curated record.